AUGUGUUUACAAAAGCAGAAGCUGGAAGUGCAGGAGGAGGAGGAGGAGGAGGAGGAUGUGGUGGUGGUGGUGGUGGUGGUGGUGGUGGAGAAGGAGAAAAUGAAAGCUGGAAGUGCAGGAGGAGGAGGAGGAGGAGGAGGAGGAGGAGGAGGAGGAGGAUGUGGUGGUGGUGGUGGUGGAGAAGGAGAAAAUGAGUAUGAUAUGGAAGAUGUGGUAGUGGUGAUAGUGUUGUGGGCGGAAGCCGAUGACUCGACAGUGGUGAAAGCUGACUCUGAGAACAUUGGCGGGCGAUAUUACGGCCCUCGGAAAGUGUGGGUGAAGUGGCAGGGGGAGGGUCGGAGGGGGACGGCGUUCCGCGCCGCGCCGUCAGCGGCAGAAGCAGAAGCAGAAGCGCAGCGCCGCUCCGGGCCGGGGGAGUCCCGCGGGGCGCCGACGUCACGCCGCGCCGGCGCAGAUUGGCUACGUGCGCCGCAUCGCAGCCCGGCCGCGUCUCCGCCGCCCGAGGCGUGGCAGCCGCCGGCGGGUGGAGGGCGCCUCAGUGAAUUCUCGGCCAGAAAUAAGUCACGACAGCCGCGAUAA
Molecule: messenger RNA, 579 nt
Organism: Schistocerca nitens (vagrant locust)
Lineage: Eukaryota; Metazoa; Arthropoda; Insecta; Orthoptera; Acrididae
Product: POU domain, class 3, transcription factor 3-like
Exons: 3
Coding region: 1-579 (192 amino acids)
Source: RefSeq, a predicted model, not a curated record